GCUCUCCGGAACGGCGCAGAGCGGACAGCCGGCAGGCUCUCAGACGUCUUCUCCAGCUCCUGCCCCGGCUCCGACUCCUGCUCGACCCGGAGGGACCGCCGGCCCGCAGAGUCGUGCGCCAGCGCCGCGACAGUCUCGCCGCACUCCAUCCCGUCCUUUUGGGCUCUCGGAAGGCAGUGCACCCUAGGUCUGAGUUGCCCCGUACGGUCGGGUAGACGAGCUCCGGCUGCAGUAGCCCCUCCAGUGGCGGCGCGCACGGCAACUUUGGAGAUGAGAGCAGUAGCCCCAGCAGCGGCAAUGACUCCCUGGCUCGGGCUAGUCGUGCUCCUGAGCAUCUGGAGCUUAGCGUAUUUGGGCGCCGAGGCGUGCACAUGCUCGCCCAGCCACCCCCAGGACGCCUUCUGCAACUCCGACAUAGUGAUCCGGGCCAGAGUGGUGGGGAAGAAGCUGGUGAAGGAGGGGCCCUUUGGCACACUGGUCUACACCAUUAAGCAGAUGAAGAUGUACCGAGGCUUCAGCAGGAUGCCCCAUGUGCAGUACAUCUACACGGAAGCAUCUGAGAGUCUCUGUGGUGUUAAGCUGGAGGUCAACAAGUACCAGUACCUGCUGACAGGCCGUAUCUAUGAUGGGAAGGUAUACAUAGGACUGUGCAACUUCGUGGAGCGGUGGGACCAGCUCACCAUCUCCCAGCGCAAGGGGCUGAACUAUCGGUAUCACCUGGGUUGUAACUGCAAGAUCAAGUCCUGCUACUACCUGCCUUGCUUCGUGAGCUCCAACAAUGAGUGUCUCUGGACCGACAUGCUCUCGAACUUCGGCUCCCCUGGCUACCAGUCCAAACACUACGCCUGCAUCCGGCAGAAGGGCGGCUACUGCAGCUGGUACCGAGGAUGGGCCCCCCCAGACAAAAGCAUCAUCAAUGCCACAGACCCCUGAGCACCAGACCCUGCCCCACCUCACCUCCCUCCCUUCCCGCUGAGCUUCCCUUGGACACUAACUCUUCCCAAAUGAUGACAAUGAAAUUAGUGCCUGUUUUCUCGCAAAUUUAGCACUUCGAACACUUAAAGUCUGUGCUGUCAUACGCAGUUUAUUUGGAAACAUCCUCCUGGCCCCACCCCACCCCUUCUUUUUGGUUUUGACAUCACCUAUUUCCGCCUGGAAAUUUUUGGUGCCAUGCCGGAGAGAAUGAGGAAUGUAUUCUCCUCUUCUUCAUGAUAACAUAAUCUAUAUUUUUUUAGGAAAACAAAAAUCAAAAAACUACCCUACUCCGGCAUUGUAAUACCUACCCCGCUUUCUUCUCCCCCAGACCCUCGUCUCCCAGACCCUCUUCCCUCUGCCUUUCUACACUCUGGCACUUAAAGGACACAGACAAGGAUGCUGCUGAAAGGCCAACUGUGUCAGUCAAAGGUAGCAAGCGGUAGCAAGGUGUACAGAUCUUAUACACCAAGGAGAUGCUACUGCAUGUCCCAGCCAGACUGUGUGUCUGUGUCUCUCUCACGCAAGAGUGGGAGAGGGAAGGAAGGAACUGUAAGAGAGGGUCUGAGAUGAUGCAGCACACACUCCCCCAGCCCAGCGGUGCUUGGGUUCACCAGAUGUGUCUGAGUCCGGAGCAAGCAGCCAGACCAGAGUAAUAGAACUUUCUUAGUUGGUGAGGACUUAAACAUCUGCCUGAGGUCAGGAGGCAAUUUGCCUGCCUUGUACAAAAGCUCAGGUGAAAGACUGAGUUGAAGGUCUUUCCUCUCCCUGACUCCCCCAAGAUUUCCUCCUGGAAAACUCAUUGGUAGAUUUGGCCAGGACCUUGCCCUUAUGUAAAUUGGAGAAACACACACACCUUACACUAUCCACAGAUAUAGUCAAGUAGACUUGGGUAGAGAAUACUAUUUCCAAAGUAGUGUUUAGCUCACCUAGGGGGAUGUGUUUGUAUACACAUUUGCAUAUACCCACACGAGGACAUAAGCUGAUUUUUUACAGGACACAGAAUUCUGUUCAAUGCUGUUAAAUACACCAAUAGUUUAAUCUCUUCUAUUUUGUUGUUGUUGCUUGUUUGAAGAAAAUCAUGACAUUCCAAGUUGACUUUAAAAAAAUUUUUAAUUAAAAUUUGAAAUUCUGAACACCCUCAGCAUUCCUCUAAUUGGGGUCUCCUGACCUCUGUCCCUCCCCUUUUCUCCUGCUUCAUGUUUGGGGCCUUCCUUUAACUGCCUUCCUGGCUGGGCUCAGCUGGGAGAUGAGAGUUAGUGUGGGCCAGGGGCCUGGGCUCAGGAGGGAAAGCUGCAGAGUGUCAUGUGUCAUGCCAAGGCCAGAUGGCCACCUCUCCUGGGCUUGGGGACAGCCUGCUUCUCUUUCUCCAGCUCACUGGUGGGUGAAUGCCACCUUCCGAGGUCCUUACCUCGUGGAUUUCAGUUGAUGGUUGCUGGGGAAGCCUGCCUCUGCAAUCGGCUCGAGGGGUUUUUGUUGUGUUUUUUAAAAUAAAACUAUAAUAUAAAUUCUCCGGUUAAAUAAAAGUAUUUUAAGUUUUAGUGCUGAAAAUGAGAUGCCAAGAGUGGGAGAUAAUGUGUAUUUCACAGAAUCGGGGAUGGUAGGAUGGUGACAUUUAAUAUGAUUGCUCUCUUUUUUCAGAUCAUGGAUAUUUAUCCUCGAUUAGUAUUUGUAUCUUCAGUUCAUUCCGCUUUAGGAAACAGAGCUGCCAAUUUAAACAGGAGACAAAAAGAAGCAGACAGUACAUUGUAAUAAUGUCUCGCACGUACACACAAAUGCCCAGGCAGGGUGUUAGGCACAAUCCCAGAGCGGGAAGACAGUGAAGGCAUCCGGUUUCCUUGGGAUUGAUUCCGUUCCCUUGUACCUUUCACCUUGUGGUCAUGACAUUUGGCACUUGGGAAACAGGAGGCUUUGCCAUCUCAAUGGGGCAGUGUGAGCAGAGGGAGCAGAGGUCUGCAGGCCAGUGGCUUUUAAGGGGUAAGCCCUAGACUUGGUGUUUUUAAGAUUUUCUUUCAACCUCAAAGUCUUACAAGGUAGAACCCCUAAUCCAACCUGUACAAGUGCCCUCCCAUGGUCAGACAUCAGCCUCUGCUCCAUGAGGCAGCUGACCAUUCUUGGUCCCUGGUGGGGUCACCUCCACACACAUAGCAGGGACUUGGGGUGAGGCCUGAGCAGGAGUCACCUGAAGUUUCCCUGCAGAUAAGCUUGGGGAGCCGCAGGCCCAUCUGGCAGGCCCUGGUGAGGAGAACAGCGGUCCCGGGCAAAGAAGGGUCCUUUGCAAAGCAAUGUUGUCAGAGGGCGGUUUUUGAGCUUUCUAUAAGCUAUAGCUUUGUUUAUUUCACCUGUUCACUUCCUGUAUAAUUUAAAGUCAUUAGGUAGCUGAGACACUUCUGUAUUUCAAUCAUAUUGUGAAUGUUUUAUUUUGCUAAAUCUUGUGUCAUGUGUAGGCUGUAAUAUGUGUACAUUGUGUUUAAGAGAAAAAAAAUGGAAACCCACAUGCCACCAUUUUCCUGAAUCAAAUUCUACAGUGGAACGGAGGGUAAAUACUUCUCUUGUCUGGGCAGCUGGACUGGCGAACUGGGGAAACUACAAGGAACCAGCACUCGAGACUCCUGCAGCCUCCUCCUGUCAGCAUCCUUGUGCUUUCUGGAGUAGGCGGGAGGCAGGGGAGAACACCAGCAAGUGCGUCCAUGUUCUUGCACUGUGUCAACUAGCACCGGGCAGUCUGCUGGUCAUUCCCAUUCCUUGGCCCCCUUACUCCCUUUGCCCAUCCGAUUGAGAAGCCAUGAUUUCUCCAGAAAAUUUCAGGCCGUGAGAGCUGUAAUUCAAGAUCUCUUGGCCUCCCCUGGCCAUCUCUUCUGCCUCCGUCUCCAGGAAGCCCACACCUAGGCUCUGUCUCUCAGGUCAGUGCCCCAUCAGGCAGGGUAGGUAGCACUGGGAGACCCACCCAGCCCCAGACCUCAACAGUGGUCAAGCUACAGCCCAUGAGCACCAUUUCCAUACCACCAUUCUUGAGCAAUUCAAGAAAUAAAUGAUGUGUAGGGACAGCUGUGACUCAGAGACACUGAGGGAAAUGAGACCCUUCCCAGCCUCAGCCCCAGCCCAUCAUCCUGUGCUUGAUGAUGGCCAAUAUGGGUUACCCUAAGAUGACACCCACGUGUUUUGCUCCUGGCUGCCUAAAAUAAAAAUGUCACUAAAACAGUUUUAUGCAAGAAAAAGAUGGCAAAAGCCAAACAAAAUGAAGAUAAAUAGGAGAGGCAGAUUUCAACAGCCACCUAAAUGGCUCUUGGGUGGUAUGAGGAGUAGAAGAACAUAGAGACCAGGAUUCACACUCUGAGGGGCCUUGUAGAUUUUCCUGCACCCCCGCUUUCCCCCUUAGCCAGUCUUCUGUCCUGAGACCCAGAAGUGAUGGAGAGACACCAACCAGAGAAAACCCUGUCUAGAAGGAAUGUAUUUGUUGCUAAAUUUUGUAGCACUGUUUACAGUUUUCCUCCAUGUUAUUUAUGAAUUUUAUAUUCCGUGAAUGUAUAUUGUCUUGUAAUGUUGCAUAAUGUUCACUUUUUAUAGUGUGUCCUUGAUUCUAAACAGUAAAGUGGUUUUAUUUCUAUCACA
Molecule: messenger RNA, 4584 nt
Organism: Artibeus jamaicensis (Jamaican fruit-eating bat)
Lineage: Eukaryota; Metazoa; Chordata; Mammalia; Chiroptera; Phyllostomidae
Gene: TIMP3
Product: TIMP metallopeptidase inhibitor 3
Exons: 5
Coding region: 271-933 (220 amino acids)
Biological process (GO): negative regulation of membrane protein ectodomain proteolysis; negative regulation of endopeptidase activity
Cellular component (GO): extracellular matrix
Molecular function (GO): metalloendopeptidase inhibitor activity; protease binding
Source: RefSeq, a predicted model, not a curated record